GAGAAUAGCACAGAUCACCUCCAUUUUGUUGAAACUAAUAUUUCCCUCAUUUUUUUGAAUGUUUAUUUGGCUGGCUGCAAAUUUUUAAUUUGAAAGUUUUCAAAACACAAAUGGUAGAGACCAAGGGAUUGCUAAGGAUUGUUAUUAAUUUUUCAGUUCUAUUUUUCAACUUCAGCAGUCAAAAAAUGUAGAGCUCAGAAGGGCCGACAAAGAAUAUUUUAUAGAGCUGAAAAUUGCCGCAGAUGCGCGUAAAUCCCUUGCUUGGAAAGUCUGAAAAGAAUCAGGAUGGAGAACGGAAAAAGAAAGGGCAUAGAGAAUCCAUUUGCUUUGAAAGUAGGGCAAGUCUUUACGGGCUUUGGAGUUGGCUGUGGUAUUGGCAUAGGUGUAGGGCGACCUUUAAAUCUAGGUAUUUACAAAAUAAUCUGUUCUAUCUUUAAAUCUAUUGCUACUCGUAAUUAUUUUAGUUGUUCUGAAAGUAGGUCAUAUAGUACAAGCAUUCCAAUGGCAAGGAAUGCAAAUGACAACAAUACAAACAGAGCCAUACCAGUGAUCGAUCAGGUAAUGCGUGCAACCAGUGGUGCCACAGUUGCGUUUUCGGGCAUUGGACAACAUACAAACAAAUUUAUCAGAAAGAUAGGACUUAAGAGCAUUGAGGCAGGCGUUGGUUGUGGAGUAGGCUUUGGUCAUGGUUUUGGUGUUGGUGUGGCCUUAAAACCGGGAGCUGUGAACAAUAUACAAGCUUGUCUUAUGCAAGGAGUGACAGUUAUAAUGAAAAAGUUGAAGAUUAUACCAGACUUGUCUUUUGCUGGAAAGAUUGCUCUUCCGGAUUCAGUAGGAUCUAGUGUGCGAGAAGCAUCUGAAACUGCAGGAAAAGCAUUCCAGGAUCAAAUGGGGAGCGGCAUGCAGCUGGCGUCAAAAAGUGCAGAGAAAGUAUAUCAGAAUCCAUUUGGGAAGAGUAUGCACAAGGCCAGUCAAACUGCUACUGGGGCUUUCACUGCAAAUAGAUCAGAUACAGUCAUGGGAAAUUUUCCGCAGGUUGGAGCUCCACAUCUUAUGGAUAAGACGGGUUCUAAUGAAGAAGUAGGGAAACUGCAGUCAGAAAACCAGACACUACAAAUGCUUUUGAGGCAUCAGGAAAUACUUGAAGAGCUGAAGGAGGAGAAUAAAAUAUUCCGUAAGAUACUUGUUGAAGAAUUGAAUGUGUCUCCUGACCGACUACAUAAGAGUAAAACUGGCCUACAACAAGAAGCAAAAAGAAUGUUGUCAAGGAUGAGGUAAUAGUUAUGGAUAUUACUCUCAUGAGGAAAUCAACAAGGUUAAGGAACAAAUUUCAUUAGUGAAGAGAAAUGUGAGGUUGUUAUGCAUUAUCUACAAGGAAAUAUACAUUGCCUAGGAGAAGAUAUAUCAGAAAUACGAAGCAUGCUAAAUGCUUAUAUAAAAAGGACCGAGAGUGGAUGUCCCAAGGAACCAAGGUGAAUCAUGUAGAUUAGCUAAUAUUGAUGCAAAUAUUAGAACUUAUAUGGCAUCUAGCAACUUUAUACCAAAGGUGGAUAUGGAUAAAUU
Cryptomeria japonica (Japanese cedar) is the source of this 1563-nucleotide messenger RNA. RefSeq lists its product as uncharacterized. The transcript has 8 exons. Bases 286 to 1278 code for a protein of 330 amino acids. The record is from RefSeq and is a predicted model, not a curated record. NCBI's taxonomy places the organism in Eukaryota, Viridiplantae, Streptophyta, Pinopsida, Cupressales, Cupressaceae.